CUGAUACGGGAAAGACUACUAACAAUUAUAAUGAUUAAUCAGGCUAGUCGAUUUUUAACAGUAAAUUUAUAUAAAAGUACCAUUUAUAUUACGUUAUUGUACAAAUAAUUAUAAAAUGUACAAUCGCGAUUUUUUUUUAUUCAAAUGCAUGAAGUUCAAUAUUGAACGGAUUGGAUAAUAAAACAAACAAUGUGAUAAUGAUCCAGAACCCAGGCGCUUUGGGAAUGGACCCCCCUUUUUGUAAAUAUUUUGUUUUAUGUUUUAAUUAUUUUUUUGGGGAAAUAUUCUGUAAUAUUUUAACUUAUUAUCAUUUAUUUAAAAAAUGAAAACAACAAGUUAUAAAUUUCAUUAGUCCGAAGCGCUUUUCUGGAUUAAUGGGUUCAUUCUCUUUUCGAUGUGGUUUAUAAUUACAGUACAUUACAUUUGUUUACGCUCUAUUAUUCAAUAGUGGAAAACAAUAAGAUUUACGUUACAAGCUAAGAUGAAAAAUUCUAAAUUAACUCAAAAUCUGCAAUCACAAUCUUUACGACUUUUGCAGUUAUAUCAAAACUUUAGAUUAUUCUAUGCUUUACAAUACUAUUCUCCAUACUCCACUGAAAGAUCGACAAUUGUGUCUCAUUAAAAGAGAUUUUUCUGCAAAAAUGGAAAACGUAGAUACAAAUUCCUUGUUUUAGAUCAUCAAAACAAAUAUUUUACUUUGUGAAGAACCACACUGAUUUCCACAACAAAUACACCGGAGAUGAUGUCAUCAAAAUGCUGGACUUUGUGAUCGACAACACAACAUUUUUGUGAGUUUGGUGGAUUAUCAUUUCAACAGACAGUCGGUAUUCCAAUUGGUACUACUUGUGCAAAACUAUUUACCGACAUAUUUUGAACUAAUAUGAAGCAGAAUUCAUACAAAUACACCGGAGAUGAUAUCAUCAAAAUGCUGGACUUUGUGAUCGACAACACAACAUUUUUAUGUAUUGUAUUCAACGACAGCAUCAAUAAGAAUUUCAGAUAAAACCUGCUGAUAUAUUUAUUUUGUGAAAUCUCUUUAUUUCAAUUUAAAUUCUAAUUCCAAGAAGAGGAAAUAGUGAUGUCAACGGCAUCAGAAAAUAUGAUAUGUUCAUUUGCAUACUGUGAUCAAGGACAUGUUAUACCACCAUGGUCAGCUAGAGUUGACGUAAGGGGGUUUCACGUUCCUAAAUCGAAACGAAAAGGAAUGGUGGUAGAUUGGACAGAUGAUGGCUCUGCCUCUCUCCAUGUGAUUUGUUGGCAGAAAGUGUGUGAACUUGCACAGGGCAAAUCUCCAAACAUCAAGUUGUGCAAGAAAGAAAAGGACUUGAUAAAUGAAGCAGAACAAACAGUAGAGUUUCAUGAUUCAGAAGAAUGCUUUCAGAAAGAGGCUUCACGAAUAGCUGCAUUGUUAAGAGAUUCAGCUUAUUGCAUAGGAUUUACAGGUGCUGGAAUUUCAACUGCAGCUGGCAUUGGAGAUUAUCGAGGCAUACAUGGACAAUGGACUAACAACGAUAAAACCAAAGAAUAUGGUCCUGCAUCAGCUAGUUUUGGGCUAAACGUGCAGUCACAGAGAGACUAUCUUCUUCCAACAUAUACACAUGAAGCUAUUUAUAAAUUAAUGGACAUGGGUUUAAUCAAAUAUUUAAUAAGUCAGAACACUGAUGGACUACACAAGUUGUCUGGAAUUCCAUCGGAUAAAAUAUCAGAAUUACAUGGGAAUGGUUAUGAAGAAAAAUGUGACACGUGUGGGUCGAGGCAUAUGCGAAGGCAAUCAACAGUCCAACACCUGAGAGUACCUCCACAAGAAUGCUGUAGCCUGAUGAUGCCAUUAAUUCCUAAAAAGACAGGCUGUAAUGGAUAUCUGAUGAACACCAUUAUCAAUUUUGGAGAUAUUCUUGAAGAAUUUGUUUAUUCGUCUGCUAAAGAAAAUGGUGAAAAGGCUGAUGCUGUCAUUUGUCUUGGUACAACACUGCUAGUUUCACCAGCUGAUGAGCUAGUUACACUCGGCAAAAAACCUAAUAGACUCGUCAUUUGUAACAGACAAUCUACCCCCUAUGAUGACUAUUGCACUCAAAUAGAUGAACGUGGAGAACAGGUUGGUUCUCGAGUGUAUGGUGACUGUGAUCGUCUUAUGAAGCUGGUUAUGGGUUUUAUUUUAGGUGAAGAUCAUACCAAGGAAUGGGAAGAUGAACGGGAUCAAAGAAUUGCAUUAUAUGAUAUGACUAGGACAUAGAUACUUAGAUAUUAAUCACAAAGUGUCGUAUCGUCAUCAACUCUACAUCUCGUACUUGGAUUCAACGGCUCAUCAAAAUCUGUUCAGGAUGUGUAUUAUAAAGCACUGUUUAUUUUAUGGAUCUGUGUAUUCAAAUGCUGUUUACUUGCAUAAUUGUUAUGAAUCAUUAAAUGCAUAAUUGUAUGAAUCAUGAAAUGCAUAAUUGUAUCAAUCAUUGAACGUAUAAUUGUUAUGAAUCAUUGAAUGCAUAAUUGUAUAAAUCAUUAAAUGCAUAAUGGUUAUGAAUCAUUAAAUGCAUUAUGUAUAUAUUUAGAUUAGUGUGUGUACUAGUAAGUGUAUGCAUGCGAAGGUUUUGUUUUGCUGUACAAAAUAUUUGUUUAUUAUUGCAGCUUGAAAAGUUUAACUUAAAGUGCCAACAAGUUUUGAACUCAAAAUACACACAAAUUGUUGCAUGAUCUUGCAUGAAGCAUAGUAAUUAACCUUUUUCUAUUUUUCAAAACAGUUCAUAUUAACAGAACAGUGUAAAACUUUUUGAAUUUAUCAACUACAGAAACAAAAUGUUAAAGCUGCAAUUUGAUUUUACCGUGACUAAAAGAAUUUCAAGUUCCGAUUUUUUUUUGAUCGACUACUUCAUAUUUACUCAACUGGGGCAUUUGCGGAAUGUUUGCAAAAAUAUAAAGACAGACUUCGCUCGAUGAUAUACUAGUUGCGCUCAAAAGAACUAGUUGGACUUAAACCUACUUUUCUGGUCUAGUGGUUCUUCCUCAGAAACCUGCUGCAGUAUGGUUUUUGAGUAAACAAUAGACCUCUGUUAAUAAAUUGCCAUCAGAAAAUAUGGGGAAAAUGGCAACAAUUAACUCAUUUUCAAAGAUUGCAUCUUCAUAAAAGUAUUAGUCAUAAUAUAUUGGUUGUUUAAUUCCCGAUUAAAAAUAAGUUAAUUCCGACAAUUUGUCUUGUAACUAUCGAGAUGCAAUCGAGUGUUUUCACUUUGAAACCAUACAUUUAGCCUACAAUUACACUCUGUGUAAUUACACAACUUAGAAAAAAUUACAGACAAAUGUACCAUUUAAAUCAUGCUUUAACUGAUGUGCUGACUAAUUGGAAAUGGUAUUUUGACGACUGAGAGUUCACCGGCAGUUUUACUGAACCUCCAUAGGUAACUCCAUGGUAGUAAGUUAACUUAUCUUAAAUUUCAGUAUUUGCACGAGACAAAUUUGUGAAGCCAAACACACAGAACACUCAGAGAAUCAAAACUAAAAGGGCUUUAACAACUUUGUCUAUAUAAUUUGUAAUCGUAGUUUGAGUAUAUACAAUUUGUAUAAAUUUGAAAUUAAAGGCAAAAUGUAUCAUUUGAAUAA
Molecule: messenger RNA, 3591 nt
Organism: Mytilus californianus (California mussel)
Lineage: Eukaryota; Metazoa; Mollusca; Bivalvia; Mytilida; Mytilidae
Product: NAD-dependent protein deacylase sirtuin-6-like
Exons: 8
Coding region: 1079-2233 (384 amino acids)
Molecular function (GO): NAD+ binding
Source: RefSeq, a predicted model, not a curated record